AUGGUUGUAUUGAUGCUGGCGAAAAAAGCCGAGGUAUCUCUAACCUCAUCGUUGUUAAACGUUGUCGCCGGUGGUUCGACAGUAAUCUCAAGUACUGUACUGAAUGUGACGUCAUCGGAUAGAGAAGAUUAUGUGGUGAAUGUGGUGGAAAAGCCGAAUUACGGAUGGAUUGUGCUGGACUCAUGGAGCACCAACAACAUCACCUCCAUAGAUUCGUUCAGUGGUGCAGACCUUCGUGAACGUCGUGUGGUGUACGUGUCAGAUCGCGAUUCGCCCGCUACAAGGGAUUCAUUCUCAGUUGCGGUGUGCAUCUCCCACCACACUUGUACCCAAACACAAAUCGUGACGUCACGAUCUCACAGCGAAAUGUUCAAAGUAUGUGCUACGAUUUUUGCUCUGGAAUCUAGGUACUAA
Molecule: messenger RNA, 414 nt
Organism: Cooperia oncophora
Lineage: Eukaryota; Metazoa; Nematoda; Chromadorea; Rhabditida; Trichostrongylidae
Source: the annotation of a GenBank genome assembly